Molecule: messenger RNA, 6994 nt
Organism: Protopterus annectens (West African lungfish)
Lineage: Eukaryota; Metazoa; Chordata; Ceratodontiformes; Protopteridae
Product: RNA polymerase-associated protein LEO1-like
Exons: 5
Coding region: 172-687 (171 amino acids)
Biological process (GO): positive regulation of transcription elongation by RNA polymerase II; transcription elongation by RNA polymerase II
Cellular component (GO): nucleus; Cdc73/Paf1 complex
Molecular function (GO): RNA polymerase II C-terminal domain phosphoserine binding
Source: RefSeq, a predicted model, not a curated record
AGCUUGUCAUUGCACCUUGGCAAUGAAGUGUUCGAUGUCUAUAAAGCUCCACUGCAAGGAGACCACAACCAUCUCUUUAUUAGACAGGGUACUGGUCUACAAGGGCAAGCUGUAUUCAAGACAAAGUUAACCUUUAGACCACACUCUACAGACAGUGCCACUCACAGGAAGAUGACACUGUCUCUUGCAGAUAGGUGUUCCAAGACUCAGAAGAUUCGCAUUCUGCCAGUGGCUGGAAGAGACCCUGAAUCUCAGCGCUCAGAGAUGAUCAAGAAAGAGGAGGAGAAGCUGAGAGCAUCUAUUCGCAGAGAGUCUCAGCAGAGGAGAAUGAGGGAGAAACAACAUCAGCGUGGGUUGAGUGCUAAUUAUUUGGAGCCCGAUCGCUAUGAAGAAGAAGAAGAUGGUGAUGAGGCAAUUAGUCUAGCAGCUAUCAAGAGUAAAUUUAAAGGCAGUGGUGGAGGAAAAGAGGAGCGUCCCAGAAUUUAUUCUUCGGACAGUGAUGAAGCAUCAGAUGAUGAUAAAGCACAAAGGUUGCUGAAAGCUAAGAAAGUCACCAGUGAUGAGGAAGGAGAUGUUUACAGAAAAAGAAAAUCAGAUGAUGACGAUGAACCAGUCAGCAAAAAGCACAAAAAGUAUGUGAUAAGCGAUGAUGAGGAUGAGGAGGCAGAAGAUAUGGAUGCUGAGUAAUUCACUUUUCAGUUACAUUACUUAAGGACUGCAGCAGUUUCCAUACAGUGGGAUGAACUGUAAUCUAGUCAGUUUGUCUUUUUGUUCUGCUGAUCACUGUAUGUGGACCCCUUGUACAUAAACUGUAAAUAAAAUUCAGAAAAAAAAAUGAUUUUUUUGUAGAUAUGUUCAGGAAAUCCAGAGAAAGCUUGCUCUUGCCAUAAUCAUGUUUGUAUUCUGUAUCUUGGAAUUUAAACAGAAGCAUAUCGUAAUUUGCUUAACUACGCUCAGAAGUACCCAUUGUAUUUGCUGAAUGUGUGAAAUGGGUGAAAAUAGAAGGGUGAGGAACCACCUUCCUUCCUUCCUUCCUUCAAACAUUAUUACCUCUUCAAGAAGACCCUUAAGCAGCUGCAGUACUUAACUGUUAAAGGUAAUUAAGUCACACUACUUUCCACUUAAACAGGGGAUCUGGUUUUGACCAGACUUAUUUUUCUUAUAAUGUACUUUUAUACAGUGACUGCAUUACUGGUUAGGAUGUGUUUAAUGUGAUGAUAGUUUAUUAUAUAUUGUCAUAAGUCCUUCAGCUGUUCUUGAGAUGUCCAGUGCAUUGUGUUUUUUCUAACCUUUGGAAAUCAGCAUUGACCUCCUUUAUGUAAGAUUACUCAUAAGAUAGCUGUGAAAAACUUUAGCACUAAAAAAAAAGAUCUUGUAGUCCCAAUGGUAUUGUAAUGCAUUGGUUUCUCUAGUAGCUGCCAUUUUCCCCAUCUUGAAACCGUUUAGGUACAACAGCUAGCAUGUGGUACAAACAUGACUUUUGAUGUUGACAAGUUACUGUUGGAAACAUCACCUAUAGACUCCAUUAAGUUAAUUUUAUAGUAUUAUGAAAACUGAGAUCUGUGUUUGUCAGCUUUGCACUUGAACUGAAAGUGACAGCCCCUGUAAUGAAAGUAUAUUCUUGAGAGGUAAAGAAUUUUUAGUUUUUCCAAUGCAUUGUCAGUGUAUAAGGUGUGACUCAAAGCUGCUACACCAGAAAAAUCUGUUUACUGCGGAAUAACAUUUAAAGUAAACCCACGAUGAAAUUUACUGUGGUAUGUAUACGUUAUACAUACAAGUGCUUGUGUAUAUAUUUAUAUUGUUCCUUUUUUGUAAAUACUGCCAUAAGUACAAUAUUAUGUCCAGGUUUUCUGAGAGCUAGAAUUGUAUAUAAAAGUUAAAAUGUGUGUUUAAAAGAUUUCAGGAGAAAAUAUUAGACACAGUUUCAUGCAAGUUGAUUCAGAAAACUGUAUUGUAUGGAUGUCAUGAUAAGGUUUGUGCAGACUUAUCUAUCCUUUUCCAGAGUAAUAUGCAUUCCAGACAGGGCAGAAGCAAAAAGCAAGCUGUUUUUUUUUUUUUUUGCUGCAAGGGAGUUUGUCAUUUCAGUUGUGAUGAAUGCUGAGUAGUUUGCUGCAUCAAAACUGUUGCAGCCUUUAUGCAAAGUUAUUGCAUAAUGUGCUACUUAAAAGUAUAGCAGUUCUUGUCAAGUUCUCCAGAAUGAUAAUGGUUAUGUUUGAGAAUUAUCUUUGGAUUUGGACAUUAAUACAGAAGCAUUUAUUUUGUAAAUAUAAAUAUGCCACAGGGUAUUUUGACAGAACUUAAGAUUGUGAGGGUAAGAACCUUCUAAAAUGAUGCUUUUGCUUUUUUUUUUUUUUUGUAAUUGGAAAAGUGGAAAAACUGUUCACAGAUAUGUUGUCUCUUCACGGGAGAACUGCUUUUGGUGUGUGGAAAUUACAUUUGCGUAACAGUUCUCAGAACUCUGUUUUUGCUUUCUUCUUGCUGCCUUGCCAUUGCAGCUUCACAGUCCUUUGGUUGCUUCUUCCUUAUUGAUAGUUGAGGCAUUAAUGUGUUUAAGUUCAGUAUGCUUUUAUUGGCAGUUUUAUUUGAUCAGGGGUGGGAUAUACAGAACAUUUUGUGACACUGAGUCAUAUAACUUAAAACUUAGUCCCGCCCAUCUCAUUUUUUUUUUUUUUUUUUUUUUUUGCCACAUCAUUGUUAUGCAUCUGAGAAGUGCACAGCUUAUACCAUUGAUUGUUUUGCAUAAAAAGAUGAAUCAAGAGAGUAACAACAAAAUGAUGCCUUUAAGAAGCAGUGAAUGGGGCAAGACUGCUACAGCAAGUAUGAUCUUUGGUCAAGAAUAAGCACUGGCUUCUGCAACCUUUGCUUUGCCUUCCUCCCCACUACUAGAUGUCAGAACAGAAAGUGCUGAAUGGUCUGCGUGCUCUAGAAUAAAUCCAUGGUAGAGAAAUCCUUCAGUUAUCCACCACAGGGCAAAUUAUUCUGUCCUUCGUACACGCAUAAAGAUGAAAAAAAUGAUAAUAUAUGUGCCCAAACAACAACACCUAGUCAGAUGGGUUUGUUUCUCCUUUCUUUUAUCUGUAUUUCACUAGCUGCAGCAAAAGCAGUGGAGCCACCAGCAGAUCUGUGGCCAGGGAACCAAACAAGUUUUUAGACUGACUGGGAUUUCAGCUACACCAUUGGCUUUAAUCUGGAUGUAAUUCUUAUGCAGUACAACACACAGAAGAGUUGUAAGUUAUAUAAAAAAAAGUUAUGAAAUCCAUAUUCUUGUUCACCAAAUUUCAGGGUGUACCUGAACCUUCAGUUAAAUCGGACACAGUUUGUUGUUUCCUUUUUAAUUCUGCAUCAGGACCUGUCCUGCUUUCAGUUUAUGCCACCAGGCAGAUUUCUGUGAAGCUUUAACACAUGAUGGCUGAUGCAUUUUUUAUUAUAGUGCAACCAUGCUGUUUUCUGGUCAUCUUGCUUGAACAUACAACACCCACACAAUUAUGUGUAUCACAGUCUUUUCUGAAUGUUACCAUGCAGGUAAAAGAACAACUGAUUAUGGCUCCAUCCAGGGUUGUGUAUUCCACUGUUACGUGUCAGAUUUCUGCAUUUAAUCAGACUUUCCUUAUCCUUCAAGGAGACUGGUAGGUAAUGGCCAAAAGCUCUUUCUGUCCAGUAUUCCCAUUCCUCUGAAUAUUUCACCUUUACUGAGGUUCUUAUCCACUUGAAGCACCUUCAUAUGACAUGUAAAGGAGUAAGAUUUACUUGUGAUUAAAUUGCAUCUGCUCUUUGAAAAACACUUCACAUUUUGGGUGUUCCAUCUCUCUUGGUAUUCUUCAUGGAAAUAGCAAAAGUACCUUGACUUCACUGCUCCAACACCAGGGAAGGUAGAUUGGGUAAAUAAUAGAGGCUAUGUAAAUUUAGUCUUACUCAGACAUCACAGGUCAAAGGAUUCUAAGCUAUGCAUUGAAAAUUGUGUCUUAAUUCAGAAUUGUUUUUGAUGCUGUUGUUUUAAUACUUUAAGCUUCUCCUGUGGUGAAACUCUUCAAAAGUAUCAAGUGUUUUGAAUUCAGACAUCAAGAACUCUCUAAACACUGUUGACUGUGGCAUUAAAGGUUGCCCACCAUGUUGCAUGGAGAAUGUAUUGUGUCACUUGCUGUGUUAAUGGUAAACAACUUCUUGUACAAAUUUUUCUGGCUUAUUUUACUAAUUUCCAGGAAGACAUAAAAUGUUGCAUUACGGACAUCCUGUUAUUCCCCAUCUGAAGCACAUGCAUAUAUGGACUUCAGGUUGAUAUAUCCAGACUGCCAACAGAAGGCAAAAUAAAUCAUGUCUGCCCAGGGCUUCUUAAGAAAGCAGAGUACCCCAGGCCAAGAUGAACUGUUAUGAUGCCUUGUCCAUCUACUGCCUCUUUUCUUGUUUCCUUCUGGCAGUAAGUCAUGCUUUUUUCCUCUCCUAGUGGUAUACAGUCACCUAGGACCAGUGUUUUUGAACAUGGUGUCCAGAAGUCAUUCUGUGAAAUUUUUGGACUUGGACUGUGCAUCCUGUGUCUCUGUGAUCUCUGUUUACUCUGUCCUCUUCAUUCUUCUGGAGUGAUCAUAGGUAACCACUGUAAACAUGUAAGGUGCAUAUUUUAGUUGUCCUUCCACACACAGUUCCAACCCCUUCAUGUAGAGAAGGUCUAGUAGCCAUGUACUAGGUCAGUGACUUUGUUGGCUUGUCUUAUUUCCAGGCUAUUCACCAAAUGUCUGAGUCAUAGCGGAAGCCAUUUAGCUAAUGUUCCCAUGCUCCUUUUCAGAAAAUCAGCAAAGUUGGACUUCUGCGGAUUUUUUGAUGGACUAGUUCUUCAUUUCUCUGGACAGAACAUUGGUCUUUUAAAACAUAACAGAGGAAGUGCCAUGCCUGUUGAUAGUCUAAACAAGAAGUCCUUUUUUGAGAUGAUGGGUCCUGUGCAAUCAGGUUUAUUUUGUGGUAAUGUGGAAAUUAGUUGAAACUUUGGAUAUGUAUCCUUCAUUGCUCAAUGGGUGUUACACUUGGGAGUGGUUGACAUUACCUCAGUGCUUCUACGCCACAUUUGUUGUGUUGGUUGCCCUUUGUUAGUGGCAGGGCUUGAACAGCCUCUUCUUGCAUGCACUUGUCCCCCCCACCCUUUCAUCUACUCAUUUCAUGACAAGAGAUUCCUCCUUUGUAGGUUGCUAGGGUUAGUGGGCCACCAUUCCAUUCAGGGUUCUUAAUAUCUGUUCAUAUCACUGCCCUCCUCUCCAGACAUUACUUUUUGCUGUGCCUGUCUAGACUCCUGCUAGAAACUGGAUCAUACUGUCAUAAAACUGGAAAAAUGACUGUAGUAUGAUUGAGCAAGCAGUCUUUAAAGUUGUACCAUCUGUGUAAGAAGGCUUUUUGACUGCCAUGUAAAUUUAAGCAGAGAUCAGUUUAGAAGUUGUGCAUGUAUCAAAUGACAAGUACCCAAUAGAUGUUAUUUUCAAACUAUGAAGGCAAAUCCAGCCAGUUUUCCUAAUUCUUGUGGAACAUGAGACUGGAAUGGUUUUAUUCUGUCCUCAAACUCAAAAAAAAAUUUUUGUAUGGAUACUUUCCUUUUCUGUAGGGUAGCCAUUUUCUUUACUAGUUUCCUGCGUUGUGCAGUUCUGGAACCCUAAACAAGGUACAAAGAUUUUUUUCCUGAAAACCUGCAUUAGCUGAGACAGUCCUGCUUGAAUCUCUCUCUCUGUCUUUGAUGUGGGGGUCAUUUGUUCUCUUGAAAGAGAUUUUGUAUAGUUUUCAGCAGGAAAUCUAUUCAUUUUCUUUGUUGUCAAAUGGUGCCCACAAAGGAAGUUGAGAAAGGCUUACUAAUGUGGGACAAACUAAUUUGCCUCAAACUUAUCCUGAAUAAUUAAUCGGGUGUAUAAUUUCACAUGUACAAGUUUUCUUACUUUUGUGUUAUAUAUUUAUUGUUUAGGACUGUUUCUUAGAUGGUGCAAAAUGCAAAACUUAAUGCAUACCUUGCCCUCACUUUCAUUUCAAGCCACACUUCUGUUAUGGACCUCUGCUACAUAAGGAACAAAUUACAUACAGAAGAUUGUCCUGUGAAGGUAGAUUUGUCAGUGAAGUAAGUUAUGUGUGAAAGAAUGGCUACAGAGAUGCCACAAGCAAAAAGAAAACGGAUGCUGCAGUGAGUUAAAUCUAAAAGUUUGCAAAUUAAGCAGGUUGCUACUGUUACUAAUUUGAUGUAAUAUUCUAAAUUUUUCAAUCAUUUUACAUCCAUUAAUAUGGUGGAAGAAACUGUAUGCCCAGAUUUUCCAAGAUGAUUGAAAGUAAGGUGUAUGAAACCUUAUUGUCUCUAGUUGAAGUGCAAGUAGACCCACCUGCACUUGACACAAAAUUUACUGCUGUUACUUUCACUGAGAUGUGCUGUAGUUCCGUAGCCAGAAGCUCCAAGUAUAUAUUGCCCCAUAGUAGAACAUUGAUUGUCAAGAGAUUAAAAAUGCAGCUGAUCUGCUUAGAAAGGAGAAUGUGCAUAACAUAUUUUGAAAGAGCUAGUAUAUGUAUUUUAACAUCUAUAAUUUUCACUUUCAGAUCAGUUAGGAUUUCAUCCAUAUGUUUUCAUAAUGUUACUAUCCAGAAUCCAGUGCUGACAUCUAGUUAUGUUUCUUUUUGUAUCUCAUGAGAGCUGUGCCUUCAUUGGCUGGGGCAUCCAAGUACUUGCUGUGGAAUAAUGUGAUCAAUGAUGUCAGACCGUUUAAAAGGUUCAGGGAUAACUUAACUAGAUAUCUCGGAGACGUUAAUUCAGUUAAUAAAACACUGGUGCAGAUAUAUUGCUACUAUUUUUUAAGAGCUGUUGACAAUAUUUGUAGCUGUUUGAUACAGCACAGUUUGCUCUUUACUUUAAAGGGGGUUUUCCAUAUGGAACUUUUGUCUUUAUUACGCACAAAAAUGGUAAAGUGUAUCGCAUUUUGAUAUAUUUUGCAUUUAUCUAUUGUUACUUAAGAAUAAAAUUAUAGUGUGUUUUCCUCUUGUA